AUGCCCCCCGAUGCGGCGGCUUUACCCUCUCCACCAGGCAUACCGCCGUGGAAGGACGGAAGGCGUCCUUACUCGGUGGGGGGCAACAUGCAUUCCAACGGCCAGGUCACCAGCCCCGGCUCCUAUCAGAAUGGCGCCUUUCCAGCACCACGACCCCGAUUUCCCAACAUCAAAGACUUGCAGGAUCAGGCCGCACUGUUGAUGGUGAACGAGAGUACGCCCCUGGAGGUUCUACUGAGAACCGCCGCCGACGCAAUAGAGAAAGCCAAGAACCUCGCAGACGAGAACGAAUCCGAUCAGGCCUAUGUCCAGUAUCUUCGCGCUUCGGAAAUCACCGUCAACAUCAUCCCCCACCACCCAGACUAUCGGACAUACAUCACCCAGCGCCCUGGAUGGUACAAGGAGUUCGCAGCUUUGAUGAUGGCGGUGCGGACCAAGCAAGGAACCAUGGACGCGAUCAAGCAGGAAAUCAUUGAGGACAACUUAAGCAGCAAUAUACCAUCCACAGGUGCUUUUUCUGCGACCUCGCCUGGGAAAGAAGCCUCUAUCGCUUACAGUGGGCGAGAAAACCAUGAUCCAGGAAAAACUAUGGUUCGAAUGCCGAGUCCAACCCAGUUUCACCGGAUAUCAGAUUCUCAGACUCAACCGAAACGAUUAUCCACCCCAUCCGAUGAUAUUUUAGCCCAACGGUUUGCACGACUGAAAACCUCACAAUCCCGCGAACAAGACUCGACCCCGGUGAACGCUUCUACACAACCCAGCUAUACGACCAACAGUUCCCCGGGAAAUUAUAGCCCGGCGGUUGGUUCGCCUUCCAGGAAGCCUUUGGGGCCUCGAAGCAUGGGCUCUUCAUCCUAUGCUCCAUCAGUACCAUCCGUGCCUCCAAAGGUGCCUCUCACCACUUCUCUCCCGCGUGCUCCCGACCCCACCUACAGCCCAAUCUUCACUGUGCCCUCGCAGCCCCCUUCAAACCCUCCUCGGACAUCUACUGAGAGCACGCGAUCAUUCAAUCAGCGAUAUUCCCACUUUACAAAUUCCCCUCGUGGCAGUCCCAGCCGCGGUUUUGAUGAAAAUCCGUAUCGAGCGCGUACACCGAAUGGCGUCAAUCCUGCACGUGAAACUCGGAGUAAUUCGCCAGACCUACCAUAUAACUCUGCUAUUACAGCUCAAAAUCUUCUCGACUAUUUGCGACGAUUUAACGUUCUGAUAAUCGAUGUCCGUCCUCGAGACCAAUACGACAGUGGUCAUAUCUACGCAAAGUCAAUAAUUUGCAUAGAGCCUGUGGCUUUGAGAGAAAACGUCUCCGCCGAAGAACUUGAGGAGCGCCUGAUUGUUUCCCCGGAGCAUGAACAAACCUUGUUUGAGCGGCGAAACGAAUUUGAUCUCGUCGUCUACUAUGACCAAAAUGCAGCUUCGGUCAGCUACCUCGCAGGCUCACCAGUGGGGACAUCAGCGCCACAUCUUCGAGCUCUCUAUGACACCCUCUAUGAAUUCAAUGAAUAUAAGCCGCUCAAGGCGGGACGCCCUCCGGCCCUUCUCCUUGGCGGUUUGGAUGCAUGGAUUGAUUUGAUUGGGCAGCAGUCGCUUGCGACAUCCUCGACCGCCGCAAUUAUGGGAUCAUUGCAGGCCAAAAAGCCAGUCCCCCGACCUGGUCGACCCCUAGGCCGGGUACCUACUAUGGCCAGCGCUAAUUCGAGUCUCGAAGUGCGCAAGCGAAGACUUCGCGAGUUUACACCGCUUAACUCAGAAGAGUUAUCUGCAUGGAUGGAACGGUCGAAGAACGAAGAAAUCGACACCAGCCCUUAUCUAGAUGAUGAACUACUCACUGAAGAACCCCAGGAGGAGGCUACUGACUCCGAGCCUACAACUCCGUUUGUCCACUCUUACGAGGACUUCUUGCGACGUUUCCCAGAACCGUAUCACGUUCAGCAACAGUCUAUGAUGCAUCCCGAGAAGCUGCCACCUGCUCCUGCGGCGCCAAAUUAUGCAGCCUCCGUCCCGGUUGCCCCAUCACGACCGCCACCGGCAGUUGCUCGUCCGAGCUACAGUGGCGUCGCCGAUGGACGGCAUAAUCAACUUUAUCUUGAACGGCAGAACUCGGCCAGUCGCACCGCCUUGUAUACGCCGAACUCACGACUCAGUCGAUUGAAGCUCCCACGGACAGGGCUCUACAAUUUUGGAGUCACUUGCUAUAUGAAUUCGACGGUGCAAUGCCUCAGUGCAACUGUCAUUAUGAGCAAGUUUUUCAUCGACGAUCGAUUCAGAUACUAUGUUCAGAAAAAUUGGAAGGGAUCACAGGGCAUUAUGCCUGGGCUGUUCGCGAACCUGAUCAGAUCUUUAUGGAAGGGAGAUGUUGAGAUCAUCAAACCCAGCUCAUUCCGUAACUUCUGCGGCCGAUUGAAUCGGGAGUGGGCCAUUGACCGGCAGCAAGAUGCAAAAGAGUUUUUCGAUUUUGUCGUGGAUUGCUUGCACGAGGAUCUGAACGUCAACUGGCAGCGUACUCCCUUGCGACCCUUGACCUUCGACCAGGAGAUGUGUCGUGAGAAAAUGCCGGUGUCGAAGGUGUCCCGUAUUGAAUGGGAUCGAUAUUGUCAUCGGGAGGAAUCGUUUAUCUCCUCCCUCUUCGCCGGGCAACAUGCUAGCCGACUGCGCUGCACCACAUGCAAAAAGACCUCUACCACCUACGAGGCGUUCUACAGCAUCAGCGUCGAGAUUCCGCCCACGGGGACCGGCGACAUCUACCAGUGCCUCCAGAGUUACUGCAAAGAGGAGAUGCUGAGCGGCGACGAGGUGUGGAAGUGUCCGCACUGCAAGUGCAAGCGCAUGGCCACGAAGCAGAUCAUCAUCACGCGGGCCCCGCAGAUCCUGGUCAUCCACUUCAAGCGCUUCUCCGCCUCUAAAACACAAAGCGCGCGGAAGAUCCAUACCCCGAUCGACUUCCCCUUGCAUGGACUCCGCAUGGACGACUUCGUGUUUGCAUCGUCGGCCUCCGCGCCACCGUCGGGCGCGGAGUUCCCGGCGCCCACGGAUGCUGCCGUGCCGCCGUUCAACUACGACGCCUUUGCCGUGCUGCGACACAUUGGCUCGUCCAUGGGCAGCGGGCAUUAUAUCUCGCUCGUGCGCGACGCCGAGCGCCAGUGCUGGCGGAAGUUUGAUGACGACCGCAUAACCGAUUUCAACCCGCGCUCCUUGUGGGGCCGCGACCAGUUACAGAACGAGCAAGCGUAUAUUGUGUUUUAUGAGCGAGUUCCAGCGAAAUGA
Messenger RNA from Penicillium macrosclerotiorum, 3261 nucleotides. Its product is annotated as putative ubiquitin C-terminal hydrolase. Gene Ontology annotation, biological process: protein deubiquitination. The transcript is spliced from 3 exons. Gene Ontology annotation, molecular function: cysteine-type deubiquitinase activity. Gene Ontology annotation, cellular component: cytoplasm. The record is from RefSeq and is a predicted model, not a curated record. The coding region runs from base 1 to 3261 and encodes 1086 amino acids. NCBI's taxonomy places the organism in Eukaryota, Fungi, Ascomycota, Eurotiomycetes, Eurotiales, Aspergillaceae.